This is a messenger RNA of Sus scrofa (pig), 1849 nucleotides long. RefSeq names its product adenylate kinase 8 (gene AK8). NCBI's taxonomy places the organism in Eukaryota, Metazoa, Chordata, Mammalia, Artiodactyla, Suidae. The record is from RefSeq and is a predicted model, not a curated record. Gene Ontology annotation, molecular function: AMP kinase activity; ATP binding. Gene Ontology annotation, biological process: nucleobase-containing compound metabolic process.
ACGUACGACCCUAGCGACGGCGGUCACCAGGGAGCGGCCGCGCUGCACAGCGGUAUGGACGCGACCACCGCCCCGCACCGCAUCCCCCCGGAAAUGCCCCAGUAUGGGGAGGCGAACCACAUCUUCGAGAUGAUGCAGGAAAUUGACAUUGGGCACAAUGCUGCUAACUAGACUACAUGCCUUAAUUGGAUUUCAUCCGUUUUUGCCCUGCAAAACGUUUUUAAGAACAUGCUGGAGCAGCUUCUGAUCCACCAGCCCACGGACCCCAUCCCGUUCAUGAUUGAACAUUUGCAACUAGACAAUGAUUACGUGCCCAAGAUCCUGUGUUAGGCCCGCCUGCCUCGGGGAAAACAACCGUGGCAAUGUGGCUUUGCAAACAUCUGCGUAGCAAUCUUCUCAGCGUGGAGAACUUGAUAGCAAGACAGUUUUCCUCUCUCGCAGCAGGUGCCAGGCAGCAUUAUCAGAAAUUCAAGACGCUGCCCAGCGGGCUGCUCGUCAGGCUGGUCCAGGCACGUCUGCGGGAAGAGGACUGCGUCACACGGGGCUGGAUUCUGGACGGCAUCCCGGAAACGCGGGAGCAGGCCCUGCUGCUCCAGACCCUCGGCAUCGCCCCCAGACACGUCAUUGUGCUCAGUGCUCCAGACACGGUCCUGAUUGAGAGAAACUUGGGGAAGAGAGUGGACCCCCUAACCGGAGAGGUUUAUCACACCACCUUCGACUGGCCCCCCCAGCCCGAGAUCCAGAACCGCCUGCUGGUGCCCGCGGGCAUCUCGGAAGGAGAGACGGCACGGAAGCUGCUGGAGUUCCACAGAAACAUCGUCAGGAUCGCCCCCUCGUACCCCAAAAUCCUCAGGGUCAUCCCUGCCGAUCAGCCGUGCGUGGACGUCUUCUGCCAGGCUCUGACCUAUGUCCAAACCAUCCAUCGCUCUAACGCCCCCUUCACCCCGAGGGUGCUGCUUCUCGGGCCCAUGGGCAGCGGGAAGAGUCUGCAGGCCGCCCUCCUGGCCCAGAAAUACGGCCUCGUCAACGUCUGCUGUGGGCAGCUGCUCAAAGAGGCCGUGGCGGACAAGUCCAAGUAUGGCAAGGUGAUCCUGUCCUUUUUCGAAAAGGAGAUAGCAGUUCCCGACAGCAUCAUCAUGAAAGUGCUGGGCCGGCGCCUGGACCAGCAGGACUGCGUGGAGAGAGGGUGGGUGCUGCACGGCUUCCCGCGAGACCUGGACCAGGCGCACAUGCUGAACAGCCUGGGCUACAAGCCCAACAGGAAGGAAGCGGAAGAGCCACCUAGAGUCAGCCGGACCUGCAGCCCAGCCUGGAGGCACCACUUAACCUCUUGGGAGCCAGAGGUUUUCAUCCUUGAUGUGGUUCGGAUCACAGCACCUUACUUGGAUUCAAUGGGCCAGCGCACGUGUGUGGCAGUGCGUCUGCUCUGCUGGGUGUUUUUCCUGAAUGUGCCAUUUGAUUCCAUCCUGGAGCGGCUGACCCUGAGAAGAACCGACCCUGUCACAGGAGAAAGGUACCACCUCAUGUACAAGCCACCUCCCACCGUGGAAAUCCAGGCCCGUCUCCUGCAGAACCCAAAGGACACGGAAGAGCAGGUCAAGCUGAAGAUGGACCUGUUCUGCAGGACCUCGGCCGAGCUGGAGCAGUUCUACCAGCCGGUCCUCCCCCUCAACGGGGACCAGGACCCCUACACGGUCUUCGAGCACCUGGAGAGCGGGAUCAUUAACCCCCUCCCCAACAAAGUCCCCUGACGCGCCGGAGCAAGGAGCAGCCCCCAGGCGAACAAAGUUAAUCCCUCGCCCGCCACCUUCUGGAAGCUCCGCCAGGCCAAUAAAGAGUGCCAGGUGCC